This is a messenger RNA of Paramecium octaurelia, 497 nucleotides long. NCBI's taxonomy places the organism in Eukaryota, Ciliophora, Oligohymenophorea, Peniculida, Parameciidae. The record is from the annotation of a GenBank genome assembly.
AUGGGAUAGUCAGGGUAUUAGCUGAAAAAAUGUUAAUAAGAUGAUCAUAAUGAGUAGAUCGAAACCAUUUGUUAUAACUAGUAGUGCACAGACUUCAGAUUGAAUUGCUCUAAAUGUGAGGAAAGAAUCCAUCAAGAUCAUUUUAAUGAUGUUUAAAGAAUCAACAGCUUGGUUGGAUUCAUUAAAGAUAAAAAUACAGAAUGUUAAAAUUUUAUUAGUGAUCUUAAAACUUUUGUGGAGAUUAUGAAUUAAUCAUUUUCUUAAUUAAUAAGUGGAAUUUAAUUAAAAUAUUUAAUAAGAGAGGAAGUAGUAAAAAAUUCCACCUUGUAAUAAAUAAAUGAUUAUUUGAAAUCUGCAAUUGGUUUUAUUGAAUACAAAUACUCAAUUAAAAAUGUUGUUUCACAAUUAACUCAGAAAUUAACUAAUGCAUUUAAUACUUUAUAUGAAAAAUUAUAAUUAACUACAUUUAACUAUUAUGAGAUAGAUUUUAUUUCUAA